Nematolebias whitei (Rio pearlfish) is the source of this 1054-nucleotide messenger RNA. RefSeq names its product syntaxin 8 (gene stx8). The transcript is spliced from 8 exons. Gene Ontology annotation, biological process: vesicle fusion; intracellular protein transport. NCBI's taxonomy places the organism in Eukaryota, Metazoa, Chordata, Actinopteri, Cyprinodontiformes, Rivulidae. Gene Ontology annotation, cellular component: SNARE complex; endomembrane system. The record is from RefSeq and is a predicted model, not a curated record. Gene Ontology annotation, molecular function: SNARE binding; SNAP receptor activity. The coding region runs from base 74 to 790 and encodes 238 amino acids.
CGGAAGUGGCUUCUUUCCGCUGCGGUUUCAAGACUUAGUGUUUCUCUUCUUCGUUAACUUUUUGGUUUUCACAAUGUCCCACGACCCCUGGUUGCAGAAUUAUGACGCCACUUGUCGCCUGGCUCAGGAAGUAGCAGAAAACAUCCAUGAAAGGAACCGGCAGCAGAGAACAGGGGGAAACCCUGCAAAGAUGAACAUGACACUGCGAGCAUCACUGCAGAAACUGAAGCAGAACAUUGCUCAGCUCAAAGAAGGCCUGUUGAGAGCUUCAUCAUCUCGGCGCAUAAUGCAGUCAGAAGCUGACAGGAGGCAGAAUCUUAUUGAUGACCUGCUAACCAGAGAGAAGCAGCUCAACGGGACUUUCAGAGGAGAUAUCACUGAGCCUGAAUCCACCAGGUCUGCCUUGAUGGCUGGAAAAGCAGGAGCCGGUGGAGGAGGUGCUGCUAACCCGUGGCUCAUCAACGAAUCAGAAGAGACCAAGGGUCUGAGCUUUGGAGACAUUAAACAGCAACAACAAAGAAUCAUUGAAGCUCAGGAUGCAGGCUUGGAUGCGCUUGCAGCUGUCAUCAGCCGACAGAAGAUAAUGGGCCAAGACAUCGGCAACGAGUUGGACGAACACAACGAAAUUAUCGAUGACCUUGCGCAUCUCGUUGACAAGACGGAUGGUCGGAUUCGGAACGAAACACGAAGGGUGAAGCUGGUGGAGACCAAGUCAGCCUCUUGUGGGAUGAUGGUGGUGAUCGUGCUGCUUCUUAUAGCCAUUAUCGUGAUUGCAGCGUGGCCCGUGUAGCUGACGGAGACCACACCAACCGGGGACAUGUGUUGGACAUCUACAACACCAGUGUGAUGCAGAUAUAAAGUGCACAAGUUUGGACACGGAUCAUCUGAACUCAGCCUGGCAUCAGUUUUUUGUCAGUUGGUGGCUGGAGUUUACUGGACCAAAGAAAUGUGGAAUGAAGAUUUAUCCGUUUUACGACACUGAAAACCAUCGGUUGGUGGAGGCGGGGUGAUAUUUUGUCUUGUGUAAAUAUUGUGAUUGUAUAAAUAUUUCUUU